AUGCAAAACAGCCCGCGAGGACCUGGUCUUGGCCAGUCAGGUGGUUCUCAUACCAACGGCCUUGAGGACCACCUGCGAAACCUGAUCCUCACCAACGGAACCCCGGGAACCGGCCCAACUCACUUCCCUAAUGCCCCGCGAACGACUGCGCCUCCCUCUAGCGAUGGCCCUGUCAAUGAUCCUGUUGUCUUUCAUCCUGAAGAUCCGUCUAGCCUCGCGGCUACCUUGAACGGAAAACCUGCCUCGCCCAAGGUUGCUAGAAAGCGCCCAAACCAGGCCCAGAGGCGCCAGAUGAAUGCUCAGUUGGCCAUUCCCAUCGACCCUCGCCCGCCACCACCCACUCAACAUGUACGUCCAUUCUCGGUAUCUCCUAACUACCCGUCCCAUAAUCCUGGAUUCUACAACACCAGAGGGAGACACCCCCAUCAUCACCCAGACCCCCAUCAUGGACCCGGGCAGACGGGAGGCCCCUACGGCGGUGAUCAACCUCGUUCGCCCAGACAAAAUGGAUAUCACCAGCCUGCAAAUCAAGAAGCAUAUAGAAGUCAUCAAGAUCAGCACCUUAGUGGCCGUCAAGACAAUGGGGCGCCACGCUAUUCACGAAACUUCCAUGGGACGCUAUAUAGUCCCCGCGGUCAACACCACCAAGCUCGGCCCGAGGAGUUAGAGAACCAGGUCGCCUACCUAGAGGGACUUUGCGGCACGCUUGUUGCGGGCGCCGAGAUUGAACGAGGGGAAAUUGCCGAGAAGGAAGCUUUCCGUGUCAAGAUUGAACAGGUUUGUCGGGCCGCAAUCACCGAGUAUGAGGUGACUCAAAAUGGCUUGGGCAACUUCCCUUCGCCCUCUGUCCAACUGAAAUGCUUUGGCAGUCUUUCUUCUGGUUUCGCGACGAAAGCAUCAGACAUGGAUCUCGGUCUGGUUUCUCCACUUUCACAGCCCCAACCGGAUGCCGCCAGCUCUCCGAUUCCCAGACUUAUUGAGAAGGCGUUUCUUGACCUCGGUCUUGGUGCUCGCCUCCUCACUCGAACACGGGUGCCUAUAAUCAAGCUUUGCGAAAGGCCCCCCGAGAAGUUGCAGUUGGAUCUGCUAGAUGAGCGCGAAAAGUGGGAGAAGGGUAUCGUCGACACUGAGCACGCGGACGUUGCAGACGAGGACGAGAACGUUGAAAUGGAAUCCCACGUCAAAGAGGGAACCGACGAGUCGACAGAUGAUCCAGCUAGUCAGAAAGCGGAUGCUUUCUCUCUUACUGCUGCGUCUACGAACGAGCCUAGGCUGCCGACGAUCCGCCAAUCCGAUAGCCAAUCCCUAUCUGCUUAUUACAACGUUGCGAAAAGGGCAUUGAGAAAGAUAGGAGGCCGAGACAUCACGCUUUCGAAUUGCAGGGAGCUUGCAGAAGAGGACUACGCCAUACUUAACAAAGUCUGUGAAAGCUUCUUCAACGGCCUUCGCGACCCAGAACUGAAACAAAGGCUCUCAAACUACCUCUCUCUGUCUUUCAAACCACUUCCGAAUGCCCCAAACUACCGUUCUCUGGCGGGUGUCUAUGCGCAGAUGGAGGGUGAAAGAAUUGUCAUGCUUUGCGAAUCAGACGGCGCCAUUGAAAGCGCUGAAGAUGCCGAGGAGUCGACACGGGUUUUGAUCGCAUCCUGGAAAGCUCUUCAAAACCAGCCUCACUUCGGCGUUGAGCCCCUUACGUACACGAAGCAACUACAGCUACACCUCGAGAAGCUCAAGAAGCUUCCAACUGCGCAGUUGCUCACCCUUGAACAGAGCCAACAUGAAGCCGCUACUGGGUACCAAGCGAGAACUCUGAAAAUCCUAUCAAACCUCCGGCCCCGUAACGACAGUGACGCAGACCUGGCAAGACGAAUCAUCAUUGACAGAUACACCGCGGGCAUCUGGCCCAGCUCCGUCCGCGGCCAGGUCCGCGAGUUCGUUGACAACACCAAUGGAUCACUCAGUCUCGUCGCUGUCGCACGCCGUCACAAGAGCCUCCAGCUUGCCCUUGAAUUGGAGAAGGCUGUGGAACAUCAACUGUACGAUCCAAGUCUCGAGAGUGACAUAAGAGAAUACAUUUCGAUUCUCCGGGGUCCCAUGAUGCACAGCAACGUCCAAGAUCCGCACUACGACUAUGUCAUUCCUGUCACGAAGCAGAACAUAGACACCAUUAAGCGCAUGCGAGACCUUAAGGACCCCGCCAAGAUGGCCGUCAACCAGCCCCGCGACCCCUACAAGGACAAGCUCGAAUUUCCCAAGAACGGUGUUGGUGUCCAGUGCGAUAUCAACUUCGCCGCCCACCUCGCCCUGCACAAUACUCUCCUACUACGUUGCUAUUCCCACACUGACCCCCGCGUUCGGCCUCUGGUCCUGUUUGUCAAGCAUUGGGCCAAAGUCCGUGGCAUCAACACGCCCUACCGCGGCACACUCAGUAGUUAUGGCUACGUCCUGAUGAUGCUACACUACCUUGUCAACGUCGUCCAGCCUUUUGUCUGCCCGAACCUCCAAGCUCUCGGGCCGCCGCCGCCGCCUGAAGGAUUGUCGCCCACCGAGCUCGACGAGAGCAUCAUGUGUCGGGGCCACUUCGUCGGCUUCUGGCGCGACGAGGCUGAGAUCUUGCGUCUCGCCCAAAUGAACCAGCUCAAUAGUAACCACGACUCUCUCGGCCAACUUCUCCGGGGCUUCUUCGAGUACUACGCACAGAAUGGCUCGAUGAGCACGUACCCAGGCCGAGGCUACGACUGGGGCCGUGACGUCCUCAGCAUCCGCACCCCCGGCGGCCUUCUCUCCAAGGCUGACAAGGGCUGGACUGGCGCCAAGACUGUUGUCGAGUAUCGCCCCAACGCUGCCGUCAACUCUCCCAGCGUUGAGGCCCCUCCCGUGCCGCACGUAGCUCUGAAGCCGCCCGUCAACCCGCUCACCCCGACCGCAACCACCGACGGCGCCAUCACGCAGGAGGUCUUGUCGCCUAGUCUCAGCAAGGCCGUCACAAUCGCGACAGCGGCGAACAAGAAUGGCGAAGUCAAGGAGGUGCGCCACCGCUACCUCUUCGCCAUUGAGGACCCAUUCGAGCUCGACCACAACGUCGCCCGCACGGUCACACAUAACGGCAUUGUCGCCAUCCGCGACGAGUUCCGCCGCGCGUGGCGCAUCAUCAAGGCUGCGGGCACGGGCAACUACCACGAGGAUCUGCUCCAAGACGUCGCCGCCAUCAAAGAGGAGGGCGAGAAAAGCACUUAUCUGCAGCUAUUGGACGAGAUUCACGGAUGGGAAUUGUUCCAAUAG
This is a messenger RNA of Colletotrichum graminicola M1.001, 3282 nucleotides long. RefSeq lists its product as uncharacterized. The transcript has a single exon. Gene Ontology annotation, molecular function: RNA uridylyltransferase activity. Gene Ontology annotation, biological process: RNA 3'-end processing. The record is from RefSeq and is a predicted model, not a curated record. The coding region runs from base 1 to 3282 and encodes 1093 amino acids. NCBI's taxonomy places the organism in Eukaryota, Fungi, Ascomycota, Sordariomycetes, Glomerellales, Glomerellaceae.